AUGAAUACUCAGCAAGAUUUUCAACUAAAAAAACGGAAGGCCACCGAUGAUGCAGAGAAGAAUGAAUCAAAGAAGACAAAGACUGUGGAAGAGUACACCCAGCAUCUUCGAGAAAAGAACGUCGCCCUGAAACAGAAGUGGGACCAAAUCGCUGAAAUGGACCCGGAAAUCAACGAGUUAGAUAGAAAACUCUACUUUCUCAAGCGGAAACGAAGUGUCGAAAGAGAAGAGUACAGGAAAGAGCUCGAAAAGCUCAAGGAAGAAAGCUGCCCUCCCGAAGGAAUCACCCAGCCAGAUGAUCUUUUUGAACAGGAUCUCGCGAUGUUCGAGACGAUAAUGGCACAUCUCCGCGAGAUCGAGGGCGAUACUUCUUCCCACAAAGCGUUUGUCGACUUUCUCAACAUAAUCACCCACUUUGAAUGCUCAGGUAAGGUCUCCGGCAUCGGCCCGACUUACUCCAAGCGAAUCCGCGAAGCACGACCAAUUUCUGAUUUCGAACAAGUGCAGAAAAUUCUUGGAAAGAAGCGAGCGACGACUAUUGCAUUGAAAUUCGAACAACAUUCUAUGUACAGAUACAAUCCAAACAAAUAA
Molecule: messenger RNA, 591 nt
Organism: Oikopleura dioica
Lineage: Eukaryota; Metazoa; Chordata; Appendicularia; Copelata; Oikopleuridae
Source: the annotation of a GenBank genome assembly